AUGGCCAGUCCGUCCGAACUACAGCGGGAUGAGCGCAAGCGACAGUACAGUGCACUGCGCCGGGCUAUCAUCAAAUCAUGCAGCCCAUCCUUGCUGGCCAAAUUCAGCCUCUGCCCGGAUGGGGAGAGGUUUACGAUGCUGAAACAGUUCAUGCUGGCGGACGGCAAGGUAGACACCAUAGAAGUUGAAGAGCGAUACGUCCGUUGGACGGAGCAGCUUCGCAGCGAUCGCUACGUGACCGUCACAAAGCUACAGCUCUACAAAGUAUAUGGCCGUUCGAAGGAGGCCAAGGCUUUUGUGGAAGAACUUUGCAAGGGUCAACCAGGCAUUCCUCACCCUCAAGUACCUUCUCAGAAGAUGUAUAAGGUGUUGAAGGAGGUGGCAGAGAAUACCACCACUGGGUGCCGAAGUGACACCACGAUGUCCGUCGGAGGGAGAAUCAAGGACCCGGCCUUGAAGUCGAUGCUGGCAAAGCAAUUGAAUGUUGGCCUAGGCGCACUCGAGAGCCAACAGUUGAUGGAUCUCAAGACUGGGAAGAUCGUUUCGAAAAAAGAGAAAAAACCAAAGUCUCCAGAGCAAAUGGCUCUUACUGAAGCCAAGGUCCUAAGCGGGAAGUGGAAGAAGAUUAUCAACGAUCUACCCACCUGUAUCGAAGACAUGGACAAAUAUGGUGUCCGGAACUCUUCCGAAUUGGUUGAUGCUUUGAGACGCCAUGAGUUGGAAGUGGUGGGGCCUUCCGAAGCAGCUAUUCAGAAGGCCAACACCCCUCUUUCCGAUGUAGAUGCUGCAGCUUUGCAAGAGUGGGUUGAUUCCCAAAAGCCCCUUUUGAAUCGAAUUGAGGGCGACGUCAGGGAUUCGAAGCGGCGCAUUGCUGCUGUCAAAGCACCCAAGCGUAAGGCCAAGGUGGAAGAGCCACAGCCUUCCGAUGGCAGCCAGUCUGAUGGGGGAAUGUCUGAUGAGGGAAACUGA
Molecule: messenger RNA, 969 nt
Organism: Durusdinium trenchii
Lineage: Eukaryota; Dinophyceae; Suessiales; Symbiodiniaceae
Source: the annotation of a GenBank genome assembly